AUGCUUGAAGAGUACCCUCUAGGUGGCUACACGGAGUAUGAAAAGAUUAGAAUUAGAUGGCAUGAAUCACAAGACUAUUUGAGCUUCAAAUCUGUCAGAGAUGCUGUGCACCUUGGCGCCACGUGCAGUAAAAUGCACACAAUCAUCGCCCCCUUUAUCCUCGAACACGACAAGAAAGUCAACUUCUCUUCAGCGCUACUGCUUUCAGUUAAGAGGGGGUCAAUGGAAGGUGUCAUCAGAGCUCUGAGCCAUGGGCAAGACAUCAAUGCGGCUGAUCGAAAGAUUGAUGGGUAUGAUUACGAUAUUGAGUAUUGGAGAAUCCCGAUUUUCUCUACUCUCAAGUCUUUGCAUUGGGCUUGUUUCUAUGGAAACGAGGAGCUCGUCGCAUAUCUUCUUGCAAACGGCGCGGACUUUCAAGAGCGAGCCGACCUCGGAUUUCAACACAGUCUCGAAAUAUAUAAAUCUGGCGAUCAGUGGGAGUCCGAGACCCUCCACUGGAGCCAUUCGCAUCGAGCUAUGAUGACUGCCACAAAAGAGCAGUAUGCUGAAUUUCCGAUAUUUAGCGACCUUGAGAUCCCAAUUGGGGCCAAAGCACUAUUAUUUGCUUUGGAGGGCAGCCCGAGUCCCAUUCAUCGCAUGAAGUGGGAUGCGUCGACAUUCAAAGAGGAUGACCUUUAA
Molecule: messenger RNA, 678 nt
Organism: Colletotrichum gloeosporioides
Lineage: Eukaryota; Fungi; Ascomycota; Sordariomycetes; Glomerellales; Glomerellaceae
Exons: 2
Coding region: 1-678 (225 amino acids)
Molecular function (GO): protein binding
Source: RefSeq, a predicted model, not a curated record